AUGAACCUGAACUUCGCUGGCCUGCGGGCCCUGGUGACAGGGGCAGGGAAAGGAAUCGGCCGGGACACCGUGAAGUCCCUGCAUGCAUCUGGAGCCAAAGUGGUGGCUGUGAGCCGGACCAGUGCGGACCUGGUCAGCCUGGCCAAGGAGUGCCCUGGCAUUGAGUCUGUGUGCGUGGACCUGGGCGACUGGGAGGCCACAGAGCAGAAGCUGGGUGGUGUGGGCCCUGUGGACCUGCUGGUGAACAACGCUGCUGUGGCCCUGCCACAGCCCUUCCUGGAGGUCACCAAGGAGAUCUUCGACAGGUCCUUCCAGGUGAACCUACGUGCUGUCUUCCAGGUGUCCCAGAUUGUGGCCCGGGGCAUGAUAGAGCGAGGUGUGCCUGGUUCCAUUGUCAACGUCUCCAGCAUGGUGGCCCACGUCACUUACCCUUUCCUGUCCACCUACUGCUCCACCAAGGGCGCUAUGACCAUGCUGACCAAGGCCAUGGCCUUUGAGCUGGGCCCGCACAAGAUCCGUGUGAAUUCUGUGAACCCCACGGUGGUGCUGACGGCCAUGGGCCGGAGAGUGUCCGAAGACCCUGAGUUUGCCCGAAAGCUGAAGGAGCGCCACCCCCUGAAGAAGUUUGCAGAGGUGGAGGAUGUGGUGAAUAGCAUCCUGUUCCUGCUGAGUGACUGCAGCGCCUCCACCAGCGGCUCGGGCAUCAUGGUGGACGCUGGCUACCUGGCCUCCUAG
This is a messenger RNA of Orycteropus afer afer, 735 nucleotides long. Its product is annotated as carbonyl reductase [NADPH] 2. Bases 1 to 735 code for a protein of 244 amino acids. Gene Ontology annotation, biological process: glucose metabolic process; xylulose metabolic process. NCBI's taxonomy places the organism in Eukaryota, Metazoa, Chordata, Mammalia, Tubulidentata, Orycteropodidae. The record is from RefSeq and is a predicted model, not a curated record. Gene Ontology annotation, molecular function: L-xylulose reductase (NADPH) activity; carbonyl reductase (NADPH) activity. The transcript is spliced from 8 exons.